This is a messenger RNA of Nothoprocta perdicaria, 4481 nucleotides long. RefSeq names its product vesicle amine transport 1 (gene VAT1). Lineage: Eukaryota; Metazoa; Chordata; Aves; Tinamiformes; Tinamidae. The record is from RefSeq and is a predicted model, not a curated record. Gene Ontology annotation, molecular function: zinc ion binding; oxidoreductase activity. The transcript is spliced from 6 exons. The coding region runs from base 84 to 950 and encodes 288 amino acids.
GCGCCUGCGGCCUCAACUUCGCCGACCUGCUGGCGCGGCAGGGCCUCUACGAGCGGCAGCCGCCGCCGCCCUAUUGCCCCGGCAUGGAGUGCGCCGGCACCGUGAGCGCGCUGGGCGACGGCGUCCGCGACCGGCAGGUCGGCGACAGGGUGAUGGUGCUGGCGCGCUCGGGGCUCUGGCAGGAGGUGGUGAACGUGCCGGCCGCGCAGGCCUGGCCCAUCCCCGACGGCAUGAGCUUCGAGGAGGCGGCCGCCUUCCCCGUCAACUACAUCACCGCCUACAUGAUCCUCUUCGACUUCGGGAACCUGCGGCCCAACCAGAGCGUCCUCGUCCACAUGGCCGCAGGUGGUGUGGGCACUGCUGCCGUGCAGCUGUGCAAGACAGUAGAAAAUGUCACUGUUUUCGGCACAGCAUCAGCCUCCAAGCACGAUGYGCUCAAAGAGAGCGGUGUUGCCCACCCCAUUGACUACAGAACGAUGGAUUAUGCAGAAGAGGUCCGGAAAGUCUCUCCCAAAGGCGUUGACAUUGUCAUGGACCCCCUGGGAGGAUCCGACACAUCCAAAGCAUUUCACCUCUUGAAGCCGAUGGGCAAACUCAUAACUUACGGAGUAGCAAACCUGAUCACUGGGCAGAAGAAGAACCUCAUGGCUAUGGCUAAAACCUGGUGGAACCAGUUCAGCAUCAAUGCUUUGCAGCUCCUGCACCAUAACAAGGCUGUGUGUGGCUACAAUCUUGGAAACAUGGAUGAAGAGUACGAGCUUCUUGGGGGUGUUAUAACCAAGCUGAUGAACCUCUACAACCAAGGCAAAAUCAAGCCCAAGAUAGACUCUGUAUGGCCCUUUGAACAGGUGGCAGAUGCCAUGAGGCAGAUGCAGGAGAAGAAGAAYGUUGGGAAGGUCAUCCUAGUUCCUGAAGUACCAAAGGAAGAAUCCAAGAAAGAAGAGAACUAACAAGGCGAGAGUUGCGUGCAGAGUGUGGAUUCAUGGUUUAACUCUCUGAUCUCUUUGGGACCUGGAAAUGGACAGAUCAGUAGCUUUCAUCUUCAUCAAUACAGGAGCAUCUUGGUUAAAGUUCAAAUGAGGUUUGCAUGCUCUUGUCRUGACUGGCCCUUUGCCAAAUAUGCCUCUUGCCCUAGCUUUGUUCUGCAGCCUGUUUAUUUCACACACUUUUCUAAUCACUUGUUUCUCUACUGAAAUUCCAGGCUAAUCUUAUUUUUCUCUGGCAGUGCAACAGAAGCUUCCAGGCAGCUAGUAAUUAGCAGCUGCCUAGCCUAUCACUGUAAAAUGAAAGUGUAAAAUAUUAUAGCAGCUGCUGAGAAUCUCAGCAGAAAUUGAGCCCCCAUAGUAGCACUCACCAUCACCUUUGAGAAAUGUUUUCAGAAAAAAAAAUACUGGACCAAACUGUGGAAGCUUCUUAAGUAGCCAGAGGAAAAAUAUGCCUGGCCUAGUCUUAUUCUAGAACUGGCUGCUCUGCAACUUACACUUAUGUUCUUUCCCCCUCUGCUUUCAUAGGCUUCUAAUACCAGCGUGGUAGUAACAGGUCAUUUUGUCCUUGCUUUGUAAGUACUCAGUUUGACAUUUUGGAGUCUAGCAUAUUGCACUCUUAAUUUGCAGUCAUUCCCAUGUGCAGUCAGCAAAUGACCCAAGGGGCUGGUCUGGUAUAUGUCUAAAUACUGAAAUUUCAGUUAGGUACCAUGAUCUUGUCCGUUUUCUGAUCCCAAACUGUAAAGUGAGGCCAAACUGUGUCUGAUUUUAGAGACCAUAAGGACUCAGCUGUCUCAGAAGUGACUGGAACAAUUGAUGUUGACUCUGUGCUUUCUUAAUGUUGGGCUCCAAGUUGAUAUCGUUAAGGCUAAACUUCACCCUCGUGUUUGUAUUUCCAAAGGCUCCAGUCUGGAAUCGGAUGUCAGCAAGAUGUGGAUGAGCAUCUGUUAAUGCUUUCUUUGUGCCAUACCCUGGGCGCUGGGGAGAAGAUGAUGUGGUUUGGGAGGUAACUGGCAAGAACCAAUCCUGUAAACCUGCUUCACCAGGAACCCUGGGCUAGCUUGGGGUUCCCUGACAGUUGUUUCGUGAAGCUUUCCCUGAGUUACAGGUACAGAUGGCAAUCUGUCCAGCUCUGUGUCAAGUCUCUUGGCGUGGGCAUCUUGAGCAGUUUCACUUGUGCUUUCUGUGCUCUUCUGGCUAUCUCCAGAUAGUCCCUCAAGCCAGCUCUCGUGCUGGGCUUUGGUGCUGCGGUAGGGCUUGCUUCUUCUCCCUGGACCUGCCAGUUUUGGGACUUGGGCUCUCUAAGCACCAAGGCUUUGGGAAACAGCUGGGUACUCCUCCCAGACUAGAACUCCAUUUCUCCUUUUCUUCCAUGCACUUGAAAAUGGAACUGUGCAGAGGCCCAAACCGAAUUCUAUGAGCACUUAAUGUUCUAGGUAGUGCCCUCCGUCCUUCUGUGCUGUUUUCAACCCUGGAUUGACUGUGUUGCUCUUUGUGUUUGCUUUAGCAGUUGGAGACUUUGUCAUGAAUUGUAGCAGCUGCAGCGUUUUAGGCUUGCUUUUGGAUUCAAAAAGGUAAAUGUGAGAGAGAGCUGCCCAUCAUGGAAGAAUUCGGGCUCCAGGAGAAAACAUUUGCUGCUAGGAGGCUUGUUCAAACUGGAGGGAGGAAGGAGCCUGCUUGGCUAAAGUAUGUGAGCACGGUGCAACAUUGCCGUGAGGGUUUUCCUGUGUGUGUAGCAAGAGAAUGUGGCUGCUUCCUCUGUCAGCUGUAUCUUCCACAGGAGAAAUAAAACAGUGCUCCUCCCAUCUGGCAGUGCAGCUGGUUGUAUUUCAGGUGCUGAGAUUCAAUCCCUAGUUUUGAUACCUAGUUAGAAAUGCUUAGACAUAGAAUCCAGGGGACGUGUUAUAGUUAACUUUUAAAUAUUAAAUCAGCCCCAUCACCUAGAAGGGCUGGUGCCCAGUCACAGGUAUGUAUGCAUCUUUGCGUUCCUUGCCCUUGAUAUGAACUUCAUAAACACAAGUGAAUGAAAUUCUCAGCACAACUCUUAACCUUUUCUGAAUCCAAAGUCUCGCUGCUUCUGCUCUUUAACCUGCCUCUGUCCUGCUAAUUUAGAUGAAAUCAAAUGGUGUCUAAUGUUGUGUUUACCAUGUCUGACAACAGAAUGACUUUCUAAAUUCAUGAGAUGGACAAUCUGGACCUGUUCCUCUGAAACCUGACUUCACCUUGAUGAAAGCACAGCGUGCCCAAAUGGCACACAGCACUGCAAAGGGGGAGCUAUCCAGUUGUGUUUUACAGUAACAUCUUUUUCUGAUUUACUGUCAGCUAAGUGCAUGCCCAGUGCCUUACUAGGAUGGCCUUAAAUUAGGCAACGUAGCAAGGCUUUCCAGUCUAGUCCAUCUUGAUGCGGUGUGAAGAAAACGGGAAUCUUGAAACUCCUUGUAGGACACCUUUGACACAUGCUGCCUUGUGAUACCCCACAGAAAGAGUAUCUCAGUGCCUUCUCUGCAUGCUUGUAAGGACUAGGAAGUCACCAGAGCCUUUCCCAUUCAGGCCUUUCAAAGUACUGCCAAAAACCUUUUGUGAUUCUUGCUAUCUCUGUUUUGUGAACACUGGUGAUACAGUUUGACUCGCCUUGAAUGUGACACCCUCUUUUCAUGUGCUGCAGACUUUCCAGGGCUGCCCUGGCUGUUCUGUGCUCCUGAAUCCAUAGAAGUUGUGUGGUGAAGUGGUAUUAUGUCCCUCUCAUGAAGACUUUGUCCCAAGUCUGCCCUCGAGACAGCCUGCUGCCUGUGCACAGUCAGGGCUCCCAGCUCUCCCAGCGUAGUUGCCAGCUUAUUUUCUGUCCACAAUUUUUUGAAGCCCUUUUAAGGGUAUGAGUUAUGAGAAAUUACUAUGGUCGUCAGUUCCUGAAUUUGACUGUGUUGUGUCCUUCAGUAGUAACAGUGUUUUCUACAGAAUGAUUUAAGAUUAAAACCUUGUUCUUCACUGCCUCGCUAAUUAAUGCUCUGUUUUUUUGUCUUAUAAUUGUCUGUCUUUUUAUAGGCAACCAUUUCUAUGGGCCAAUAAGUAUGAAACCUCUGUCAAACAACUUUAAGUGUCUUAACUCACUGAAGUUAACCAGCAGGUUGUAUACCAAGGACCAAAGCAAAAAACAACCCACCUCAGAUUAAAAAAGAAAAAUCAUUCAAUUCGAGAUAUUGCUUAACUCCUGUGCUGAUGUCACGCAUGCCACUCCAUAUACCAUAAGUGCAGUUUAAUGUUUAUUUUUUACUGCUUGUCUGACCCACAGGCUGUGCCAGGAGGAGAGGAGGCCAAGGGUAAAGCAUGAGUAAGGAGGUCCUGAGCACAGAAGCAAAGGCUUCUUUUGCCCUGCCCCCUGUCCCGUGCGCUGCCAUGUAGGUGCUGCAUUUGGUGUUAUCUACUUACGCUACUGGCACAGGGGUUACUGUUCAAAUACCCUUCCAGCGUCGUUACUGUAGUCACAGUUUUGGACUGACA